Macrosiphum euphorbiae (potato aphid) is the source of this 513-nucleotide messenger RNA. The record is from the annotation of a GenBank genome assembly. NCBI's taxonomy places the organism in Eukaryota, Metazoa, Arthropoda, Insecta, Hemiptera, Aphididae.
AUGAGCAAAAUCACCAUACCUUGGAUUCCUAUAACAUUCACAGUAACACCUAUGAUAGGUGGUUUCAUUGGAGGUAUUUUUGUUCGCAAAAACAUCAAAGGAUGGUACGAGACAUUGAAUCGACCAUCCUGGAGACCUCCAAAUUAUAUGUUUGGUCCAGUUUGGACUACUUUGUAUUUAGGAAUGGGAUAUGCCUCAUACAUGGUAUACCGUAGUGGGGGUGGAUUUUUCGGUGCAGCAAAAAUUCCUUUGGCAUUGUACGCAUCACAAUUGGUUUUGAAUUGGGCAUGGUCACCUUUGUUCUUUGAGUUUCAUCAGUUAAAAUGGAGUUUAGUUGAAAUUUGUGUAUUGUGGACAAACGUAGCUGGCUGCAUUGUAACAUUUCAUCAAAUAAACAAAGUGGCUAGUUAUUUAAUGAUUCCGUACUUAGGUUGGUUGUCGUUAGCAACAGCAUUGACGUAUAACAUAUAUAAAAAUAACCCCGAAAUAUCAGACAAAGUUAAUGGUGAAUAA